GCAGGCGCGUGGCUCGCGCUCCCGCCGCCGCCGCCGCCAUGAGUCGUGCCAAGUUCAUCGAUAUUGGUAUUAACCUGACAGAUCCUAUGUUCAGAGGAAUCUACAGGGGAACACAAAAACAUCAAGAUGACUUUUUGGAUGUGGUAGAGAGAGCAGUCAAAAUUGGCAUUAAAAAGUUUUUGAUUACAGGUGGGAGUCUACAAGAUAGUAAAGAUGCAUUGCAGCUGGCACAAACAAAUGACAUGUUCUACAGUACAGUUGGCUGUCAUCCUACCCGCUGUGGAGAAUUUGAACAGAGUAGCCCUGAACAGUAUUUAUCUGAAUUAAAAAAUCUGAUUGAAAAAAAUAAGACAAAGGUAAUAGCAGUUGGAGAAUGUGGCUUAGAUUUUGAUAGAUUAGAAUUUUGCCCAAAGGACAUCCAACUCAAGUAUUUUGAAAAACAAUUUGACCUGUCAGAGCAGACAAAACUGCCCAUGUUUCUCCACUGUAGAAACUCACAUGCUGAAUUUUUAGCUGUCUUAUAUUUUUAUUUAUUUCAUUUCAUAGACAUAAUGAGAAGAAACCGAGAUAGAUUUGUGGGAGGGGUGGUGCAUUCUUUUGAUGGCACAAAGGAGGAAGCAGCAGCUAUAAUAGAUUUGGAUCUUUAUAUUGGAAUAAAUGGCUGUUCAUUGAAAACAGAAGCCAACUUGGAAACACUGAAAUCAAUUCCUAGUGAACGAUUAAUGAUAGAGACUGAUGCACCUUGGUGUGGAGUGAAAAAUACUCAUGCUGGAUCAAAAUACAUUAAAACUACGUUUCCUACAAAAAAGAAAUGGGAAAUAGGGCACUGCUUGAAGGACAGAAAUGAACCCUGCCAUAUAAUUCAAAUACUGGAAAUAAUGGCAGCAGUAAGAGAAGAUGACCCACUCGAGUUGGCCAAUACUCUAUAUAACAACACUAUUAAAGUCUUCUUUCCAAAUAUAUAAAGUUGUUUUUUCUUACAUUUAUUCAGCAUAACUUUAGUAAAUAUACUGCAAAAACUUAAAAAUUACCAUAUCUGCAAGUUCUUAUCAAUGGAAGCCACUAUGUAGUGCUUUUUUUUUUUCUUUUUUCCUAAUGGUAAAA
Haliaeetus leucocephalus (bald eagle) is the source of this 1104-nucleotide messenger RNA. RefSeq names its product TatD DNase domain containing 1 (gene TATDN1). Gene Ontology annotation, molecular function: 3'-5'-DNA exonuclease activity. Gene Ontology annotation, cellular component: cytosol. The record is from RefSeq and is a predicted model, not a curated record. The coding region runs from base 39 to 965 and encodes 308 amino acids. Lineage: Eukaryota; Metazoa; Chordata; Aves; Accipitriformes; Accipitridae. The transcript is spliced from 12 exons.